Molecule: messenger RNA, 3860 nt
Organism: Scheffersomyces amazonensis
Lineage: Eukaryota; Fungi; Ascomycota; Pichiomycetes; Serinales; Debaryomycetaceae
Gene: IRE1
Product: bifunctional endoribonuclease/protein kinase
Exons: 1
Coding region: 107-3661 (1184 amino acids)
Biological process (GO): mRNA processing; IRE1-mediated unfolded protein response; protein phosphorylation
Cellular component (GO): IRE1-TRAF2-ASK1 complex
Molecular function (GO): RNA endonuclease activity; ATP binding; protein serine/threonine kinase activity
Source: RefSeq, a predicted model, not a curated record
UGUGAGCCCAAGUACUUGAUAUCUCUUCACUUCUUAGUUUGUUACUUUAUUAUAUUAUAUAUAUAUUUAUCCUAUACCUUUUAGAGAUUUGUAUAUACACCGCACCAUGCGUCUCAUAUAUCAUCUUUUAGGAGUAAUUUAUCUUCUAUAUAUAUCAAUAGUCAUUGCUUCCCCACGACUAGAGAAGCUUACCACUCAAUAUCGACCUCGAAAUAGAAUAAAUAAUGGACAAAAUAUAUAUGAAUAUCAACAAGAACCUAUAACUACUGCACAACCAGUUGCUCGAAGAGAUUCAACAAUACUGCCAUUGGAUCAAAGAUCCAUUGAAGAUUGUGAAUUAACUGAUCUUUUAUUAAUAAGUGAUAUAGAAGGUAAUUUACAUGGAGUUGAAAGAAAUAGUGGAUUACUUGUAUGGACAUUACCAAUAGAUGAUCCAUUAGUUAAAAUUCAAACAAAUAAUACUUUUGAUGAAAGUUCUUCAUCAUCUCAAUCAAAUAUAUUAUGGUUUGUUGAACCUUAUGAUGAUGGAUCUUUAUAUUAUUUUACUCCAAGAUUUGGAUUAAAUAAAUUACCUACUAGCAUUAAAGAUUUAGUUCUUGAAUCUCCAUUUUCUUUAAGUGGAGAUGAUAAAAUAUAUACUGGAACAAGAUCAACUUCAUUAUAUACUAUUAAUAUUCAUACUGGAGAAAUAAUUAGUUCAUUUGGAAAUUCAGUUGAUAAUUGUCCAGCUCCAAAUAGUCAUUAUAAAAAUCCUAAUAUUCUUCAUUCAAAUUUAGAUGAAACAAUAAUGAUUGGGAAGACUACAUAUGAAUUAACUAUACAUUCAAAAUUAAAUGCAAAUAUUGUAUGGAAUGUAACAUAUUCUCAAUGGGGUCCAAAUAAUAUUGAUAAUGAUUUAAUUAUGCAAAAUCAACAAAGUUUAGAUAAAUUAUAUUUUACACCAUUUCACGAUAAAUCUUUAUUAGCUAUAAAUAAAGAUCUUGGAACUCCAGUUUGGAUAAGUAAAUUACCUUCAUUAGCUGUGAGUGUAUUUGAUGUAUUUAAUAAUAUAAAGAAAUCAGAAUUUGUUCUUUUACCUCAUCCAUUAAAAGUUUUAAAUGAUUUACAAAUUCAAAUUGAUAAUCAAGGGUAUUCUAAUAAUAAUGAUUUAGUAUUUAUAAAUAAAACUUCAAGUUCAAAUGAAUGGUUUGCUAUGAGUUUUAAUAAUUAUCCUACUUUAGUUAAGAGUGCUCCAAUAUCAAAAUAUCAAUUAAAUUUAUAUAAACUUCAAAAUCAAUAUGAUUAUAAUGAUCCUUCAAUAGAUUAUUUAAAGAAUUUCCGAUUAUUAACUAGUAAAGAUUCUGAAGUUGAAUCUUUAAUUAAUGGUGUACAUAAAUGUUUCUCAUUAUCAAGUCAAAGUUCUUAUCAACCACUGUCUCGAUUCUCGGAUGAACAAAUACCCAUCAAACAAAUUGGUGAUGGAUCUGAUCAAGAUGAUGAUCCUCAACUUCCAAGUAGUAUAGGUAAAAGUCAACAAAUAUUAAAUAAUCCUAAUGAUCUUAUCGGAGGUAUAAAGUUUCCUGGUGAAACACCUACUGGUACUUCUUUAGGUUCAGAAUUAUUAUUAAUUGAUUCAGUUCAUGAUAUUCUUGAACCAACAUUUCAAUAUGAUGAUAUAAUAUCAACUUCUACUAAUUCAGGUAUAACCACCAGUGCCAUUGCUAGAAGAAUUGUAGAAGACUUAGUAGUAUUAUCAGUGCUUCUUUUACUUUUAAUGACAUUUGGUAAAUCCCUGAAAUAUGUAACUGCCAUUCAAAAAUUAUUUUUAGAUUCUUCACUUGAUGAUGAAUCUCAUUUCGUUGAAGAUCAUGAUAUAGAAGUUGAAAUUAAAUCAAAUAAUUCUGAAGUUAAUAAAUCCAGUGAUAUUUCAAAAUCUGAUUCACAAUCAUCAGUACAAGAAAAAAUCGUUAAGAAGGUUACUAUUGUUGAACCAAAUGGAUCACUUGAAGAAGAUCAUGGUGAUUAUGAAGAACGUAGAGAAAUAUCUAAAGUAGAAAUUAUAACUGAAGAUAAGGAAAUAUUUGAAAAGCUUGAAGGAGAAGGUGAUGGAGAUACUACUAAGAAAAAGAGAAAGAGAGGUAGUCGUGGUGGUAAAAGAGGUGGUAGACAUAUUAAUAAAAAUAAACCAGAAAUUGAAGAAUCAACAAAUGAUAAUGAUAAUGAUGAAGGUGAAGAUACAAUUAUUGCUGAAGAAGAAGUAAUAACCACUCAAAGUUUAGUUAAAAGUUCAAGUGCACCUAUUAAAAUACCAAUUAAGAAAUUACAAAUUGAGAAUAAUUUAAUUAUUUCUGAUAAAAUUUUAGGAUAUGGAUCUCAUGGAACCAUUGUUUAUCAAGGUACGUUUGAAAAUAGACCAGUAGCAGUUAAAAGAAUGUUAUUGGAUUUUUAUGAUGUUGCUAAUCAUGAAGUUCGACUUUUACAAGAAAGUGAUGAUCAUCCUAAUGUUAUUAGAUAUUUUUGUUCACAAUCUAGUCAAACUGAAAAAUUCUUAUAUAUUGCAUUAGAACUUUGUUUAUGUUCUUUAGAAGAUAUUAUUGAAAAGCCUAAAAAAUCACUUAAAUUAAGAAUUUGGAAUGUUAAUGAUGUAUUACAACAAUUAGCUAGUGGAUUACAUUAUUUACAUUCAUUAAAAAUUGUUCAUCGAGAUUUAAAACCUCAAAAUAUUUUAGUAGCUGAUGCUAAGAAAAGUAAUAGAAAUUCUUUAAAAUCAACUACAGUUGUUCAACAUGAUGAUGAUCAUAAUGUUAGAUUAUUAAUUUCUGAUUUUGGAUUAUGUAAAAAAUUAGAUAAUGAUCAAUCAUCUUUUAGAGCUACUACUCAACAUGCAGCUCUGGGAACUUCUGGUUGGAGAGCUCCUGAAUUAUUAUUAAAUCAUGAUAUUCUUGAAAUUUCUCCUGAUACUAUAUCUUCUAUUGGUAGUAAUGGAACUAAUAGUUUUAAUGGUAAUAAUACUGGUUUAACUAGUGGGAAAAGAUUAACUAAAGCAAUUGAUAUUUUUUCAUUAGGUUGUGUUUUCUUUUAUAUAUUAACUGGAGGUAAUCAUCCAUUUGGGGAUAGAUAUUUACGUGAAGGUAAUAUAAUUAAAGGAGAAUAUGAUUUAUCAUUAUUAAAUAUUAAAUGUCCUAAUGAUAAAAAUGAAGCUAUUGAUUUAGUUUCUCUGAUGAUUUCAGCUAAUCCAUCAAAGAGACCAAAUACUAUGAAAAUUUUAAAACAUCCUUUAUUCUGGUCGGUCAACAAGAAAUUAGAAUUUUUAUUAAAAGUUAGUGAUAGAUUUGAAAUUGAAAAAAGAGAUCCACCUAGUGACCUUUUAAUAAAAUUAGAAGAAAGAGCUGAAUCUGUAUGUCAAUUAGAUUGGCAUCUGAAAUUUGAUGAAGAAUUUUUGGAUAAUUUAGGUAAAUAUAGAAAGUACCAAACUGAAAAAUUAAUGGACUUAUUAAGAGCUCUUCGAAAUAAGUAUCAUCAUUAUAAUGAUAUGCCAGAACAUUUACAAAAACAAAUGAGUCCAUUACCUGAUGGAUUUUAUCAAUAUUUUAAUCAAAAAUUCCCAAACUUGUUAAUGCAAGUAUACUUUUUAGUUGAACAGAACUUAUCGCACGAACAUGUGUUUAAGGACUAUUACUGAACUUUUGACUCACACGCACAAUACAAUACAAUACAACAAUACAAAUAAUCUCAUAUGAGAUUUCAUGAGAAUAUGAAUCUUUUUUUUUCUUCUAGUUCCUCAAGAACUAUACACCAUUUGGUGGAGUUUAUAUUACUUUGCAUUUUAUAUUUCAAUUCUUUAAUUCAUAUAUUCUAAUAAAUUAUAUACAAAUUUUUCU